Molecule: messenger RNA, 547 nt
Organism: Salvelinus sp. IW2-2015
Lineage: Eukaryota; Metazoa; Chordata; Actinopteri; Salmoniformes; Salmonidae
Product: receptor-type tyrosine-protein phosphatase S
Biological process (GO): homophilic cell-cell adhesion; synapse organization
Cellular component (GO): plasma membrane; axon; neuronal cell body
Molecular function (GO): axon guidance receptor activity
Source: RefSeq, a predicted model, not a curated record
CCAGAUCCCGCAUGGGUUCCCCAACAUAGACAUGGGUCCCCAGCUGAAGGUGGUAGAGAAGACCAGGACGGCCACCAUGCUGUGUGCUGCCAGCGGCAACCCUGACCCAGAGAUCACCUGGUUUAAAGACUUCCUGCCUGUAGACAUCAACAGCAGCAACGGACGAAUCAAACAACUCCGCUCAGGAGCCCUACAGAUUGAGAACAGUGAGGAGUCCGACCAGGGGAAGUAUGAGUGUGUUGCCAUGAACAGUGCUGGAACGCGCUACGCCGCCCCAGCCAACCUCUACGUGCGAGGUAAGGUCCUGCCGUUCAUAUUUCCCCUCCGUUCAUCGCUACGUGUCUUCAUUGGUCUUUAUGUCCUCACCCUAAACAGCAAUGUCAUGUUUUUUUUUCCUGAAUAACUCACCGUAACCUCAUCCCACAGGAACUCUCUCUCUCUCUCUGUCUACCAGGUGCAGCCAAAACGUUUUCCACCUCCGUCUAUAAAAACAGGCCAGGGCUUUUUUAUUUUCACACUGUCUGUUGAAGGUCUUUAGUUCUCUCCU